This is a messenger RNA of Fusarium vanettenii 77-13-4, 1092 nucleotides long. RefSeq lists its product as uncharacterized. Gene Ontology annotation, cellular component: peroxisomal membrane. The transcript is spliced from 2 exons. The coding region runs from base 1 to 1092 and encodes 363 amino acids. Lineage: Eukaryota; Fungi; Ascomycota; Sordariomycetes; Hypocreales; Nectriaceae. Gene Ontology annotation, biological process: peroxisome organization. The record is from RefSeq and is a predicted model, not a curated record.
AUGUAUGACGAAUUUAUCACAAAGAACGCCGGCCAGGUAUCGCAGAUCGAGAGCGCCCUGCGGAGUUUAACAUACAUCAUACCAGGCCGUUUCCGCGAUGCCGAGAUAGCAUCCGAGUCGAUCCACUCGGGCGUUCAGCUCCUCUCCCUCUACCAUGACUCCCUCCUCCAGAAAGCCAUUGCGCGCUUGCCCAUGGCGUCUAUGCCGUCGGCGCAUGCUCGAUACACGCGACACUGGACCCAGCGGAGCAGCGCGUACCGCAGGAUAGCAAUGUUCCUGCAGAUGAUCAUUUACACCGAGAUGCUGUGGGAGAUGACAGCCAAGCGGCGGGGCGGGGAGCGGUCGCGGUGGAAGGUGGUUGUAAUACUUGAAGCACUCAAGGCGCUGUGCCGCCUCCUGCUCCUGCGCAUCACGCGGUCGCGGCCGCUGGUGACACCGGUGCUGCCUGAACGGGAGCCCAUCCCCGAGAAUGCGACAGCCGCGGCUGAGGAGGAAGAGCUGGCCUAUCGCAGCGAGAGUGAGCUGAUGGACGAUGUGUCGGCGAAUGGCUCCGACUCUGAAUCGACACACAUGAAACCGCCGCACGAGCGUGAGUGGGCCAUGCCCCGGACGGGCAUGAGCCUGCCGUCUCUGCCAGAUGCCGGGGAUAUCAGCUCGUAUCUGCUGGGACGCGUGCUGACGGCCGACGACAUCAAGCCGGCCACCAAGCUGCUCAACAAGCUCCAGGGGAGCAGCCACGGCGCCGAGAUCCUGCAGAUCCUGUCACCGCUCAUAUACGCUGCAGCCAUGGCGCACAACAGCAGACGAGGGGGCAGCAAGAAGGCCUGGGCGCCUUGGCUAAUUGGCUUUGCCGUCGAGUAUGCAGCGCGGCAGCUCCGGGAGCGCGGGCUACGGACAACGUCCCUGGAGCGGGAAGAGUGGAACAAGAGAGGCUGGGCGAUGGGAUGGUGGGCGAUGAGGGGCGCCUGCUACGAGAACAUCACCAAGGGGGUCGUAGGAGGAGUCAGCAAGAGGAUGCCGUCGUUCAUUGGAGGGAUCCUCGAGGACUACGAGUAUCUGUGGGAGAAUUACUACUUUAGCACGAGUGCGUAA